ACGUCACCCUGGUAAGUCGUGAAAAUUUUUUUCCAAUUUCAAUCACCACAAGUGGCGCUGCCCUCCUGAUCAUGCUAAGGCAGUAUCCACAGCAGGCAGUAAGGCCGCAGUCCGCACUACAUCUUUAAUAUUUAAGUCUAUAACAUCAGCUGCUACUUGAACGCAACACGUGGAUAGUAUUGAGUCAUCGGUCAAUGCUGAUGAAAGAAAUUGAAGACUUGUAUAAGCGAGGUGCGAAUUGAAAACAUGUCCAACAUGCAUUAUCUUGAAGUUUAUCUGCAUUUUAUUAAUGAGCCCAAAGAACCCUGUACAGCAGUACAAGUAAAAAAUCAAGUGAAAGUUGCUGUGGCACAUCUUUUGGGAACAGAAGGUGUACAAAAAUUUGAUUUGCUCAAGUACAAUCAACAAAAAAAGAAAUUCAUUUUACGCUGUGAUUCAAAUGAUUAUGUCAAAUUGAGAGCAGCCUUAACUGUUGCAAGUUCCUUCGAAGGAGAGCCUUGCACUUUCAACGUAACAAGGGCUACACCAAAUUUAUUGUCACUUUCUGCCAAUAGUAGAACUUACCAUCACCAGCAUUCAAUUAAUGAAUGAUCGCUAAAAUUUUGAAGUCAUGUCUACUGUAAAGAAACUAGGAAAAGAUACUGUUAUAUUGGCUACUAAAGAAGAUCAUGCAGUUUCAGAACUAGAACCUCCAUCUG
This is a messenger RNA of Trichogramma pretiosum, 698 nucleotides long. Its product is annotated as mitochondrial intermembrane space import and assembly protein 40-B-like. Gene Ontology annotation, biological process: tRNA 5'-leader removal; protein import into mitochondrial intermembrane space. NCBI's taxonomy places the organism in Eukaryota, Metazoa, Arthropoda, Insecta, Hymenoptera, Trichogrammatidae. The coding region runs from base 247 to 591 and encodes 114 amino acids. Gene Ontology annotation, molecular function: protein-disulfide reductase activity. The transcript has 3 exons. The record is from RefSeq and is a predicted model, not a curated record. Gene Ontology annotation, cellular component: mitochondrial intermembrane space; ribonuclease P complex.